Messenger RNA from Nestor notabilis (Kea), 795 nucleotides. It is a transcript of the gene SPIRE2, whose product is annotated as spire-type actin nucleation factor 2. Gene Ontology annotation, cellular component: cell cortex; cytoplasmic vesicle membrane. The transcript has 7 exons. The record is from RefSeq and is a predicted model, not a curated record. Gene Ontology annotation, molecular function: actin binding. Gene Ontology annotation, biological process: actin nucleation; Golgi vesicle transport; intracellular transport. The annotation marks the transcript as partial. Lineage: Eukaryota; Metazoa; Chordata; Aves; Psittaciformes; Psittacidae.
CUUGACUUCAUCCGCUCCCGGCCCCCAUUGAAGCAGGCAUCAGGGCGUCGGCUGCGGCCACUGCCCCAGAAGCAGAGGACACUCCACGAGAAGAUCCUGGAGGAGAUCAGGCAGGAGAGGAAGCUUCGGCCUGUGGAGAUGCCAUACCAUGGACAGAAAGGCUACAGCUCCCUCCCCUGCAUCCCUCAUGCCUGCUCGGGCCGCCUGGCCUCCAGCUCUUGCCUCGAGCUGUCCCGGUGCCCAGCAAGCACCGCAGCAGCGUGCCCGCGGCCCCGUGUCCUGCUCAAGGCACCCACGCUGGCCGAGAUGGAGGAGAUGAAUGUCUCUGAGGAGGAGGACUCUCCGGGCACAGAGGUGCCGCUGAAGCGGGACCGCUCCUUCUCGGAGCACGACCUGGCACAGCUGCAGAGCCAGAUGGUGGGUGGCCAGGCUGCGCCCCAGGAACCGGAGCCGCUGCAGCCCGAGCCCCGGCCCCGCUCAGGCUCCGUCCCCGCUAGCUGCCACCCGCUGCCAGACAGCUCAGCACCACCCCGGGCUGCCCUCGGUGCCGUGGAGGAGAGGCCAGAGGAUGGAUCCAGCACUGCUGCUAGUACCAGCUCCAAGCACCUCUGGCUGGAGUUCAGCCACCCCGUGGAGAGCCUGGCCCUCACUGUGGAGGAGAUGAUCAACGUGCGCAGGGUGCUGGUCAAGGCUGAGAUGGAGAAGUUCCUGCAGAGCAAGGAGCUGUACAGCAGCCUGCGGAAGGGGAAGGUCUGCUGCUGCUGUAGGGCCAAGUUCCCCCUCUUCUCCUGGCCU